Molecule: messenger RNA, 1631 nt
Organism: Ruditapes philippinarum (Manila clam)
Lineage: Eukaryota; Metazoa; Mollusca; Bivalvia; Venerida; Veneridae
Exons: 10
Coding region: 22-1224 (400 amino acids)
Molecular function (GO): RNA binding
Source: RefSeq, a predicted model, not a curated record
UGUAGAGAAAAUGUAGAGAAAAUGGGCGUUGAUAUUCAAACAUACAGAGCUAGAAUUGGCUCUCACAAGAAUUCUCUGUGUGGUGAAGCUAUCAAAAAUUACAGACACUCAAGGAGUAGUGAUGUUGCAGCACUUGUCACAAACAUAAAAAUUAGCAAUGGCCUAAAAAAUGUUGGCUGUUUGCUUUUUAUCGGCAUUCUUUUAAUGAUUGCUGGUGUUGAACCAAACCCAGGUCCGGUGGAAAAAGGAGAUGAUUCAGAAGGGCCGAAAAUGAUCAAAAUCUCCAAACUUGCGGCUAACAUAAAUAAGGAGAUGCUGUCAAUGUUCUUCGAUAACAAGAUAGAGUGUGGUGGAAAAGUGGUUGACGUGACAGUGAACGCUAACGAGUGUAAUGCCAUUGUUGAGUUUAACAAGUCAGCCGCUGUUGAUGAAGUUAUGAAUAAGAGACCAUUAUCUAUUUUCGGCUUUGAAGUAGAAGUAGAUAUUUUCGAUGUUGUGGAACUACAACGUAAACCGCGUAUAAGAAUUUCCGGAUUAAUAGAAAACACAAAGAAAGAGAUGCUUGCAAUGUACUUUGAACAUGAAGAGAGAAAUGGCGGGGGGAAAGUGAAAUAUAUCGAAAUGGACCAGAAGGGGAAGUUUGCUAUAAUUGAUUUUGAGGAGAAAGAGGGUGCUGAUGCUUUUAUGUUGAGAAAUCCGAAAUCUAUACUUGGUAUGAAUGUCACUGUAGAAGUCAUUGGAAGUGACACGCUGACUGAAGUGCCAAAAAUGAUUAAACUUACCAAAAUAUCGGUAGAUAUGAAUAGGGUUAUGUUGAAAAGAUUCUUUGACAACGCGAUAGAGUGUGGUGGAAAAGUUGUGGAGCUGACUGUUAAUUCCAAAGAGCGAUUUGCCAUUGUCACAUUUGAUACGUCUGCAGCUGUAUAUGAAAUGAUUAACAAGACACCAUUGGCAAUAUUGGGAUUUAAAAUUGAUGCUUAUGUGUACACGGGCAAAGACGAUUCAGAAACUGAUCAUGCAGGAAGGGGAAUGCAGGGAGCAGACUCUCUACAAACAAGAGAAACAAAAACUGUUGCACGUGAGAAAACUGGCCCUACAGAAUGUGAUGGAAAAGAACCAGAUUCGUUAAAAAUAAAUGAAAUAAAUAAGGUUGCACAAAAGGAAACAGGUCCUGCAAAUUGUAAUGAACAAGAACCGGAUUCUUUACAAGAAAAUAGUAAGUGACUCAUUUAGACAAUUCAAAAACGAUUCCUGACAAAACACAUGUCAUGAUUUUUACUACAAUUAUCUGUUUAAAACAUAUUUUUGGUUCAAUUAAACAAAUAAGCAAUGUUGUCAAAUUUACGAACGAAACUUUCUGGCGACAAUUAAAACUUUUAGAAACACCAUAAAAUUUUGAAUGAUUAAAACUGUGUAUAUUCGAAAUGAAUAUAUUCAUUGCCGAACAAAUAUCAUGUUAUAUCAUGUAGUUGUGCUAAUUAUUAGUCACACAAUUCAGUUUACGAAUAUCAAUACUAAGUUACGUCAAUUUUAAAAGUUUAGGCCAUUCCUCAUUUUUAAACGUUUAGUAUCUUUCUUAGUAUAAAAUCUAUUAUACAUUUUCAGAAACCAAUAAGGUUACUCAAAAUAAA